Lucilia sericata (common green bottle fly) is the source of this 2581-nucleotide messenger RNA. It is a transcript of the gene lmgB, whose product is annotated as ell-associated factor Eaf. Bases 916 to 2166 code for a protein of 416 amino acids. NCBI's taxonomy places the organism in Eukaryota, Metazoa, Arthropoda, Insecta, Diptera, Calliphoridae. The record is from RefSeq and is a predicted model, not a curated record. The transcript has 2 exons.
GUGUAAACUAAGCAAAAAUUUGUUUAAAGUUUUAUGAAAAAGUAUUGAAUUACAAAAUCAAAAUAUUCUUUGCUUAGCUACAGAAUAAUUUGGAAGAAAUCUUUAAUUUCUUUGAUUAGUCGGCGUCAGUACUACUACAGCUCAAGGAACAAAAGUUGUAGUUAAAAAGUUUUCGCUUGUGUAAAAACGCAAUUAUUAGUGAUUUAACUAAAUGUCAAAAUGAAAGUAACAAUUAAAUCAUGGAUGGGAGUUGCAUCAUGGCGUUGGAUAGCAAACGAUGAAAAUUGUGGCAUUUGUCGUAUGUCCUUUGAGUCAACUUGCCCGGAAUGUGCACUGCCCGGCGAUGAUUGUCCUUUAGUGUGGGGCGUAUGUUCGCAUUGUUUUCACAUGCAUUGCAUUGUUAAAUGGCUGAAUUUGCAACCCUUGAAUAAACAGUGUCCAAUGUGUCGGCAAGCUUGGAAAUUUAAUAUACAUUAGAGAGCAGAGCAGAAGUUACAAAUUCCUGUGUGUAAAAAGAAAAGUUAAAGUAAAAGUUUAAAUAAAUAAAAAAAAGUAAUUGAAGAAAAUUGAAAAUUUUGCACAAAAAUAUUGAACAUUAGUUUGACAUUUAACAAAAAGGAGUGAAUAUUAUCGAAAAAUUUUGUAAGGAAACAAAAUUUAAAAGCAAAUAUUGAUUAAAAGUUUUUUUUGCAACAACAACAACUUUAAUAGCAAGAAAAAAAGUAAAGCAAUAGAGUUGAAUAAGAGAGAAAGAGAGAGCAAUAGCAAGCGUAAAAGCGAAUGUUGGAGUGUGUGUGUUAAUUUUUUUCCAAUUAGAAAACUAGUAAGAAAAACAAAAUCAAAAAGGAUAUUAGUAGUUAAAAGAAGAAGAAAAAAGCAAGAAGUAAUUGAAAAAAUAAAAACCGGUAGAGUAAAAUGGAGGAAGAAAAACUUACACUGCCCGGCUUGCCGCCUUUGCCAAAAAGUCUUAGUGCUGCUAUACAGCAUCCCUCAACAGCUUCACCCCUUAAUCAUGGACACAAUAGUCAUCAUUUCCUAGAUCCUGAUUUAUAUUUGGGUGCCUCUACUUCCUCUUCGGCGGCGGCACAUCGUCAACGUGGUAGUGGAGGAGGUGGUGGAGGCAGUAGUGGCGGUGGGGGCAGUUCAAAUUCUUAUCGUCAUGGCAGUUUAUCUUCUACGCAGGAGUCAUUAAGUGACCGUGAAAGUUUACACAGUCGAGCCUCCUCCACACACAGUGGCCAGCUUCAUUUAUAUCAAUCACAGCAACAGCACACUCCUACCAACAACAAUCAUUCGAAUCACAGCAGCAAUAAUAACACCCACAACAAUCACCAUCAUCAGCAGCAGCUGCAUCAGUCACGUACUGAUAGUGAUAGCACUUCCACUUCUAGUACCACCUCUAAGCUAGACACCCAAUUGGCUAUUCUAAGGCGAGAAAUGUAUGGCCUAAGGCAGCUGGAUCUAUCGCUGCUCUCUCAGUUGUGGGCUUUAAAUGAGUCUAUACAGGGAUUUCGUGCUUAUCUGCAGGAACAGGAGGCUCUCUCGCCACCCUCUCCCUCACCCACACCCUCUGAAACUAAUUCAUUAACUUCAGAGCCAGAAGAUGAGUCAUACUCAAAUCAUCAGCCGGUUAAUAAUGCCAAGCUAAUGCCUCAGAUCUCGCUAACGGCUCAACAGCAGCAGCAACAGCUGCAACAACAACAAAUAAUACCACCAAAAAGAGGUUCAACCACUUCCCAUGCCUCCUCUACCACAACUUCCAAUACUUCUGGUUCUUCUUCGAACAACUCCUCUAUAACUAAACACCAGCAGCAACAGUUGCAUCAACAGAAACAACAUCAUCAUCACCACCAACAUCAUCAAAGCAGUAGUCAAGGUAUGCCUCCCUUAGCACCAGCACCGCAAAAAUCACAUCCACAAUUGCCACGUAUACUACAGCAGCGUAUGCGUCGUGCACCACCACCGCCACCACCAAAUCGUCCUAAAUCUUCGGCCUCUAUAGCCUCGGCAGCUUCAAUAUCGACCAACACCAGUCAUGGCGGUGGUCGUCACAGUAGUAAAUCUUCGUCUCCCUCUCCUUCACCUGGAGGCAGUAUUGGUGGUGGUGUGGGUGCCACUGCCACCUCAUCGACUUCGUCAUCAUCUUUGGCCCAAAGGCAUGUAUGACAAAAUCCCUUCUUAGACUAGGCCCUAGAGCUGCCCGUCUAGUUUAAGAACAAAGGGGAUAAACAAAUAACAAACAAAACAAUUGCAUCACACCAAAUCAACAGAGUUACAUACCGUAAUAACAACUACAACAAAACAACUUUAAAUCAAAAGUAUAAAUCAAUAAUUUUUAACUGAAAGGAAAAAUAAAAACAAAUCGUUAUCAAUCAUCAUCAAGUUAAAGUCAAUUCAAUGCGUUUUGUAUAGAAGACAUUCAUCUAACUAAAAUACUCAUUUAACAUAAUAUAUAGAAACUUCUGCAAACUCAAGUAAGUUGGUUUUUCUUUCUUAUUGUUUUUAUUUCUAAGAAAAAAAUAAUAGAAUUUAAACCAAAAAACAAAAAAAAACCUAACUUAUACGAAGAAGAAAAACAAAA